This is a messenger RNA of Mesorhabditis spiculigera, 1311 nucleotides long. The record is from the annotation of a GenBank genome assembly. NCBI's taxonomy places the organism in Eukaryota, Metazoa, Nematoda, Chromadorea, Rhabditida, Rhabditidae.
AUGACCACCGCUGCUACGAAAAAAACGAAAGGAAUUGACGGUGGUUGGGGAUGGCUCGUCGUCCUGAGCGCGUUCCUAAUCCACGUCGUCGCUGAUGGCUUUGUCAACACCCUCGGAAUUCUGAUGGACGACCUGAAGACGCAACUCCACUCCGACAAUACCAACGCCGCUCUCGUGUUCUCAAUUUUGAAUGGAUUUUACAUGGCCUCAGGAGUUUUCGCCACGGUGCUUAUCGACCGAAUCGGAUGUAACUUAACGUGCGCGAUUGGAUGCGUCUUUUCGGCUACUGGCUGCUUCCUCUCGCUGUGGGCCGAUUCCAUGUUGUGGUUGGGAGUUACCGUAGGUGUCAUACUUGGUACCGGUGCCGGGCUGAUGUACUGUCCGGCCAUCGUUUGCGUCACUCGACACUUUCAUCACAAACGCGCCCUCGCCACCGGAAUUACAGUAUGCGGCGCGGGAAUCGGCUCCUUCCUGUUCAGCCCCAUCAAUGCGUUCGUGAUCACCCAUUUCGGGGCGCCGGCCGUCUUCAAGCUGUUCACUGGGCUAUUCCUCUUCUCCAUCCUGUUCGCCCUCACGUUCCGCGAGGUUCCAAAAGAACCGGCAAAACCGGAAGCGGAAAAUGGGCAACUUUUAGCGAAACCGGCGGAGAAGAAGGAGGAAGAGGAUGGAAUGCUGCACUGGUUCAAAGAAGCCCUCAUCCUCUUCAAAAACCCGUUCUUCCUCUUCUAUGGCCUCUCCGCGAUGCUGACGUCAUUUGGAACAAACGGGCCCACAUAUUUCUUACCAUUCUACGCGAAGGAGACGCUAAAAUUGAGCCAAGAGGAGGCGGCCAUGCCGCUGGCUGUGUACGGACUUCUGAAUACGAUAGGACGAGUGGUGUGCGGCUUCAUCGGCGAUUUCCGGGAGAACAAGUCGAGAAAUCGUGUGGUGCUGCUGGGAAGCUCUUUGGUGAUUUGCGGCUUGCUAUGCUGCGGCUCUUUCUUGAUGCUCGACUUUUGGUCGUUGGCCGUUUACGCGGGGCUGUUCGGUUUCAGUCUCUCCGCCUCGAUCUGCCUGAUGUCGGUCGUACUCGUCGAUCUCGUCGGCACCGAAAAGCUUACCCAAGCCUUUGGAAUUGUUUUGACGUUGAAGGGUAUCGGCACUCUGGCCGGGCCGUCGAUUGCCGGGUUCUUGGCUGAUAUUGCUGGCUCUUACCAUCCGACUUAUAUAUUUUCGGGUCUGGCCCUCGUAUUUUCCGGUCUGCUACUCAUUCCGAUGCUCGGAAAAGUAUCUAAAGCAAAACGAUCCGAGCAACCACAACAAAUUGAUCAA